Molecule: messenger RNA, 5901 nt
Organism: Xiphophorus hellerii (green swordtail)
Lineage: Eukaryota; Metazoa; Chordata; Actinopteri; Cyprinodontiformes; Poeciliidae
Product: signal-induced proliferation-associated 1-like protein 2
Exons: 19
Coding region: 475-4287 (1270 amino acids)
Biological process (GO): regulation of small GTPase mediated signal transduction
Cellular component (GO): cytoplasm
Molecular function (GO): GTPase activator activity; protein binding
Source: RefSeq, a predicted model, not a curated record
AAGCGCAGCUGCUGGGAUGAUGAUGAUGAUGAUGAUGGUGGUGGUGGUGGUGGCUUGGUUCUGAUGAAGGGUGAACAGAACUUUUGAGCGAAUGUUAAGAGGAAAGUAGUUAAUAAUCCGAGCCGUAAGUGAAGGCAGCACCAGCCGAAACUCCGACCGGAAACAGCUGAGAGACUUUUCCCAGUCGGGACCAGAAACCACAGAACCGAAUCUGGAGCAGUUUUUCAGGGGACCAGUUCAGCCCGGUACCAACUGGAGAUUCUGCCGGAAGUGGUUCCGGUUCGGCAGGGAGUGUUUAUGGCGUUAUUGGUCCAAAGGAACGUCUUAUCUGUGGACCGACUGGACCCGAUGGACCACAGACAGCAGCAGGAGGAGUUCUGAUCUCUGAUUCAGGACUGGGACAAAGAUCUCGGUGGACUUCCUGAACGCUCAUUGAUUGGAAGAGCUGUGGACAGCUGAGUGUCUGUGGAGGUCAUGGGUUCUCCACAGACCCAGGGAUCUCCAGCUGUUCCUCAGAUGGGGGUUCGCGCCCGGGUGUCAAACUGGUCAAAGAAGCGGGAGAUAGGGAACGCCGGGCCCCCCUCGAGAGUUGACAGCCUGGGACCGAGCCAGUUGGAUGGACCUUCUAGGAAGUUUCUGGAGGACAGCCUGGACCUGUCGGGUCGGUCGGAGACCGGCGUCCAGGUCUUCAGGACAGGCCUGGUGAGGAUGAAGAGGAGCAACAGCGAGGCGACCAUCAGUGACUUCAGUUCUGAGGACGCAGGUCCCACAGCCACGCUGACCAGAAGACACGGGAGCUCGUCCAGCGUGGACCUGUUGAGCUCAGCGGGGUUCUGGGAGGUUCUGGACCAGGAGCCCAGUGCUCCUCCUCCAGUCCCUGAGCCUGACGCCGUCUCUACCGUGCUUUCUCCCAGCCUGCAGGCGGCUGUCCAGAUCGCACGUGGGGACAUCGUCUUCAUUCCAGGACAGGACACUGACAGAGAUCCCAAAAAGAAGACGGAGACGUCUGUCCUCGGCCGCCUGAGGCCUCAGCGGACCAAUGGCACUGAGGUGCGCCAAGACAGCAGCUGCCCUUUGACCCCUCACAGGUGGUUCUCUCAUUAUGAUGUUCAGAGUGUCCUCGUCACUGUAGCAGAGGGACGUCCCUGUGCAGAGGCUCCUGAUCUGCUGCCGUCAGUGGGGCACGAAGACCAGGAUGGUGUCGAACGGAGCAGCGCUCUGGUCCUAGCCUGUCCUCACUUCCUGAAUGAGCUUGGAGGGGAAAUGGACCAGAACUUGGACCUGACCCGGCCCAACGGCUCUACCGGCACCAAUGCUGCCUUGUCUGUCCUGGAGGCGUCCAGAGGAAGCAAGCGCUGUCCCGCAGACCUCAGGGGGACGGACGAGUACCUGGACCUGGGAGCCACAUACUACCAGAAAUACUUCUACACCAAAGAUCACCAGAAUUAUUUUGCCGUUGAUCCGAAGUUCGGUCCGAUUUCGCUGAGCGUCCGUCGAGACGCUGUGGAUGAUGGAGGAAACCCAAUCGGGUUCUGCUACAGGAUCAUCCUCCGGACCGGCCAGCUGCCCACCCUGAGAGGAUCCAUCAUGGAGGACUCGGUCCCUUCUUCGUCCAAACACGGGUCGGGUCGAGGUCUUCCCCUGAAGGAUGUCCUGGAGUUUGUGGUCCCAGAACUCAACAUCCAGAACCUGCGAGCGGCAAGCCGUUCCCCCAAAGUCCCAGACCUGCUGCUGCAACUGGAUCAGCAGGAGCUUGUCCUCCAGCACAGAGUGGACCUGCAGCUGAGCUGGGCCGGUCAGAACACGGGAGAGACCAGCAGUCCUGCCCUGACCCAGUUCCUAAACUUGCUGGGCCACAGCGACCCGAUGAAGAAUUUCUACAAGCACCAAGACCAGCAGAACUCUGGCAACUCAACAGAAAGUCCAACUGUUUCCAUGAUGUUCCAAGAAUUUCAGCUGACGUUCCACGUUUCUGCCCUGCUACAAACUGUUGCCGAUGGUUCUGCUCAGGUACUGAGGUCACACCUCGUUGGGAACGAUGUCACCGUGAUUUUCCAGGAACCUGAUGCUCCGCCCUUCAAGCCCCAGAUCAUCCGUGCCGACCUCCAGCAUGUCUUCAUCAUCGUUCGAGUUCACCGACCCUGCACCCAGCACACCUGUUACAGUCUUGCCGUGUCUAGGUCCCGGGGCGUCCCGCCCUUCGGUCCAUCAAUCCCAUCUGGUUGGAUGGCUCCUGCCUCCUCUGCCUUCGUGGACUUCCUGCUGACCAAGAUCAUCAACGCCAAACACGCCACCCGCAAGUCCGAGUCGUUUGUCACCAUUGCGACUCGUGCUCGCAAGGAGCAGCUGAAGCAGUUGGUGGACAGUUUUGUGACGACGACACCAUUGGACUCCUCCUCCUCCGGCGUCCGCUUCAGCUUCAUCUCUCUGGGCGGAAAGAAGAAGGAGCGUCUGGCGCCGCAUCCGCUGGCCUACCUGCAGAGCGCAGGCGCCCUCACCUGGAGCGUGACGGUUCGCGACCCCCGCACUUCUGUGGCAGUGGCCUGCCGACUGGCCGUCUCCGGCGAGCUGCUGGCGCUGAUAGAAGAGGCGGGCAGAAAGGUGGUGUUUCACUGUUCAUGCAGGGACGUGAUUGGCUGGAACACCGCACAUGGAUCCAUCCAGGUGUUCUACCAACACGGACUCUGCGUGGCGUUCUCCACACGGGAUGGCCGCUGGGAGGACUCCCAGGAGAUCACGCAACGGUUGAAGACGGUGACCCACGGCGCUGCGGGGGCCGCCGUGACUCUGAGGAGGAACCGGCUCGGUCAGCUGGGCUUCCACGUCAACUUCGAGGGCGUGGUGGCCGACGUCGAGGCCCACGGUCUCGCCUGGCAGGCGGGUCUUCGCCCCGGCUGCCGGUUGGUGGAAAUCUGCUCAGUUGCCGUGGCAACACUUUCUCAUGAGCAGAUGAUCGAGCUGCUGAGGACGUCGGCGAACGUCAGCGCCAUCGUACUCCCGCCUCUCAGAGACGGGACGCCACGCAGGAGUUUCUCUGAGACCCAACGGCUCCCCCUGCUGGAGCUCAGACUGGACCCUGAUGUCACUUCCUGCGCCAGAACACCAUCCAAUCAGAGUCCAGUCCAACUGAGCUCUUCUUCUGACAUCAAGAACGACAUCAGAGCUCCUCCUGAUUGGUUUGUUGGUUCUGAUGGACGCACCAGGUCCACGCAACACCGGCCCAGUAGAGACAGAGGUGACUGGAACCGGAACCAGGAUCCAUUUGGCUUCCAGAAACCCAGACUCCACGGUCUUCCUCCUCGUCUUCCUCAGUGUGCGAGUCCAGCAGACGGAGACGGCAGCCGGCGGCCGCAGUUUGCAGCCACAAGUUGCUCGAGUUGCAGCAACACGUUGUCCAGCAGCAGCAGUGACGGCAGGACCUCGACGCCUCAGCUUGCCUGUCUCAGCGGCGUGUCGGUGGACAGCGGCAUAGACUCCGCCCUGUACUCGCCGUCAGCACUGCCUCCGGUCGCUGGGGCAACACUGGUCCUGACGGACGUCCACAGGAAGGAGUCGGCGGGGCCGAGCCGUCUCGUGACCGACCUCAGAGGCUCUGUUGCUAAAGACUAUUGUGGAACCAGAUGUUCAUCAGCAGACAGAGUGAAGGCAGAUUCACCUUUGACCCCCCCAGGUGAUGCCAGCUGGGAUGCAGAGCGUCUCUGCAGCCAGGAUACCUGUCCGUGGGAGGCGGGGCUUAGCAGGUUGAACAGCGGUUUGUUACUGGAGGAAACUGGCAGACCCAGCCAUCGUCCAAUCAGAGGCCAGAAGUCCACCUGCAGAGUCUCUGGAGUCUCCGCCCCGUUUCCAUGGAAACAUCUAACCCGCAGCAGGUCACAUGACAGUUUGUCCCUUGCCAGCGGCGGGACUCUGCAGAGCCCCGCCCACAUCAUGCGGCGCCACCACAGCGCACCGACCAUCAGACGCCGGCCUACACCUCUUCAGAAGGGUGUGUUUCCAUCGUCUCUCACUGACCAUCCGCUCCGUUACAUUCAGGAAAUGAGAUCAGGGAGCCCCGCCUUGAACAGUGACAUCACAGCUUCCCUCUCAGGUAAAGUGUCUCAGCUGGAGGAGAUCCUUCAGCGGCUUCAGCUGGACCUGCUGAAGGAGCAGAAGGACAAAGCGGCGCUGCAGCAGCAGAUCCUCGACCUGCGACGGGACAACCUGCGCCUGCAGGAGGAGAGCCGCGGCGCCGCCCAGCAGAUGCGACGCUUCGCUGCAUGGAUGCUGCGCAGGGGCUCGUUGCCAUGACAACAAACCUAACCGUGCAGUCAGGACGGGCCGCUCGGGGUCUGCCAGACAAAAACACCAGAACCGUCGGACCUGUUCAGAACUCUUUAGGUGUCCGACAGUUUGUGGGAUGAAACCCGACAUCACACCUGCUGAACCUCCGGUUCUGACCCGGAUGCUGGUUCUGGUUUACUGCCAGAUAAAAUCAGAACUUUUUUCUGAUCAGAGCAGAAGUCGAAACCAGACCUGAUGACAGAGGAUGAUUCUGGUCGGAUGGAGGACAUGUAAAUAUCUGGAUGGUGUUUUGGACAUUUUGUUUGCUUCCAUCACUUCCUGUUUUUAAGGAAUAUCUGGUUCAUUUAUUCAUGAAGGGAAAUUUCUCUGAACUUCAGCUUCAUUAAAAAAUUUAACUGAUCAGUCAGUGCAACACUGCCCCCAUGUGGACACCAGUGGAACACCAGUAGCAAACAGGAAACCAGUAGCAGAGCUCCUUACUGCUCUGAUUUUAGCAUCAGUUCUUGUGAUCUAGACGAUCUAGGUCUAUCAAGAUGACUGUGAACCAGAUCAGAUUCCAGAUGUUCAGCUGAACAGGAGGGUUCAUAUUCAUACUUCUGCAUCAGCUAGCUUGCUACUGGUUACCAGUUUGUUACUGGACCUGAUGACCUAUUUUGUUACAUAGUUACUGGUUACCGCUUGAUUAUGGAAUUCAAUUGAAAAUGAAUUCUAAUUCAUUUUCAAUUCUGUUCUUGACCUUUCUGUUCAGGUCAGGAACAGAAAGAAACAUCGUCCGUUUGGAGCCUCAGCUGGCCCAGGGGUCCGUUUGGAGCCUCAGCUGGCCCAGGGGUCCGUUUGGAGCCUCAGCUGGCCCAGGGGUCCGUUUGGAGCCUCAGCUGGCCCAGGGGUCCGUUUGGAGCCUCAGCUGGCCCAGGGGUCCAUGAGGCAGACCCUGAACGCGGUGCAUCGGGUCGGACUUUUGGUUCUCGACUGUAGAAUCUGCUUCUUUGUUUUUGACUCUGGAGUCGUUUAGAAACGGCUGGAGACAUUUGUGAACAAAAUGUCUUCAGCCGUUUCUUUAAAAUAAGCUUCUCUGACCGAUCUCCUUAUCGGACUCACCAGUCUCAGUUAGAGGUCACAGAGGUCGCUUUAAAAGCUGAUGGCAGCCAGUGGACACGAGGUUCUAACUUCCUGUUUUGUGUCGGCAUCCUGGAGCAUUUCUAGACUCUAGAAAACCAGAAAAAUUUAACAACUGCCUGAAUCAGUUCAUCCAAUUUAAAGUAAUUUUCCAAAUUGAAGGCCAAAUUUGUCCCACAGAGAAAAGAGUCGAAGCCGAGGAUGAUAGGUGGCGUCUUGCUUUCCAAAUGGGAUCCUCCCUGUUUUCAGUAGCAGGAGCCAGGCCGUCAUGAGUUUAAGGUUUGUUGACGAGAGAUUAAACCUUAAACUCAGGGUCACCGUUUAAAUUUGGGCAAUCUGUGCAAAGACUCGUCAUAAACCUUGGGCAGCGUUGGAGAACCGCAGACUUCAGUUCUUCAGCCGGUUCUCAGACUUCCAGACGGUAAAAUCAUGUUGAAAAGAAUAACUAACAUGAGUCUGUAUUAGAAGAAUUAAGAAAUUUAUUAAAAGCUUUCCAGAAAAGAA